AUGCUUUUCGAACUCGCUCCAGUCCCUCUGGCACUCUAUACUCGCCAGAUCCUUCGCAUUUCGAUCCACUUCAUCAUAUUCCCUCGGCGCACCUCAAGCUCAGUAGCUCCGCCUGGUAAAAGAGCAAAUUCCGCGCGGACAGCUCGUCGAAGCGUCGAGGCAACCAGUGCGAAUCCUCGGGUAGGACUCUCCGUACUUUGGGGCGCGAGCUCGAUGUCGACGGUCGACAUGAUUGUUCGUGUUCUGGAAGGAGCUUUUGAGGUUGAAGAAGUUGUUUCAGGAAUUGAGGUGGGGUGGAGACAAGUCAUUGGUAGGAUAAGAAUGAGGCUGCAGAAGUCAGCCCGGCUAUAUGCCUUGGGCGUGCACCAAUGCCCUGGAUCUUAUCAUCCUUUGCAAAUCCUUCUCUUCAAGGUCGUCAAUAUUAGUAUGGAAGAGCAGAGAAUCGAAACGGCCCGUCUGCUCGGAGAGAGCGGUGGCAGAGAGAGACAAUCACCGUUUCUCGGUAGAUCAACUCUCUAUUUCGCGUCAACUGGUGUGGAUGACUGCGGUGGAGGGAUACAGAUUUAUCAGCCAGACUCGUGGACAAUCUCACGAAGGAGCAACUUCUCCGAUUUUGUCGGCUUCAAGAACUGGAUCAAGCCUUUCCAAACCAACCCCUCUCUGGGCUCUAACGCUCCAUCGUCUGGGUUUUUGAGGCCGCAUUCCUCGUUCUGGACACGUGCGUAUUCAAAGACAACGAAUUACAAGCGCAAAGCUCUGCGUUGUCUAAUUGGUGGAUCAGAAGAAUGCUUUGCUCGACCAGAUUCUGCCUCGGAUAGGGACAUCGUCGCCGAGAUAUUCGCCGAAGAGAACGGCAAUCCUGUUCGGCGUGGAGACGAAGACAAAAGCUUCUUCCAGCUGGGAAACGGCAAUGUGAUACACUUUGGGGAUCUGCUCGCUUUGAAGUGGGUCGGGUCGCCUCAAGAAAGAAUCAAUUUCAUCGCAGACGGAAGGUCUCUUACUGCCGGCGCUGAUACAGCGUCUGAUCUUGACUUGAUGUCUUGGGAAUGUGCUCAGAGAAGAGGGUUUAAGAUCGACACUAGCGAAAGUGCACGCACCCAAGUGUUUCUAGCCGAUGAGAUGAUAGUCGAAACAUCGGGCGAGUCCGCAUUUCCUCUCUUGGGCUCUCCCAAUUCGACAGCUUCGGCAUGUCUUUCCACGUCUUGCCUGGCCUUCCUUGCGACGUUAUUUUUGGCGAAGAGUUCUUGGAGCAAAUGGAUGCAUUCAACACUUGCGACAUGCGUUCUUGACCAGAAAGUGGGCGUCUAA
Molecule: messenger RNA, 1308 nt
Organism: Hyaloscypha bicolor E
Lineage: Eukaryota; Fungi; Ascomycota; Leotiomycetes; Helotiales; Hyaloscyphaceae
Exons: 6
Coding region: 1-1308 (435 amino acids)
Source: RefSeq, a predicted model, not a curated record